UCGUCAGGUGUUGUACGGUCGGCGAGGUCCGGUGCUGCGGAAGGAGACGCGAGGCGGUCGCCUCCGAUGCCACCGCUGUAGACGGCGCCACGGCCGGUGGCUCCGCUGUCCAGCUAGACAACAAACCGCUGAGAAGGACAAGGGACUGGUCUGCAGUACACAAGAUGCGCUACACUAUGCAACUGCCGCACAAGGUGAUGCGUCGCCACGUGUUCAUCUUGGCCAUAUGGACGAUCUGCUGCUACGUGGCCUACAGGUUCACCGGUGUGGAACGGGAGGCGCGCUUCCUGAGCAACGUGAACACGCGGCAGAUCCUGCAGGACCUGCUGGAGACGACCACCGAGGCGGUACCGCUGGAGAAGCUGCUGGAAUUGCAGCCACUCAUUGACACCUCGCCGGCCCUCUCCGAGAAGGAGGUCCUGAAGAGUGUCCAGAAGAACGUGCCCAACUUGCCAGUCGACUACUGGGAGGCCAUGAAGGGAAAGGCCACGCAGAAGAACAAGACAUGCGCCAAGUUACCUGCCGUCUACGACCUCAAGUUCAACAACCUCUACUGGCAGGUGCUGGAGACUAGCAACGGCACCUACAACUUCUACGCCGCCUACUACGACAAUCGGACUACCCUGUCGAUCCAUCCGCUUGUGCGUAUGAUGGUGAUGAUCGAUCGGCUGAAGCCGACGCUGAAGACCUACUGCCAGCUGUGGUUCAGCCGCAAGAACGAUCCGGUUAUUGUGCCCGUCAUGGAGUACAAGUACGUAUGGCACGAGAAGUGGGGCAACUUCAAGCAGGGCAUCAUCCAGCCAUAUCUAAUGGCCUGUCAGAUCCCCAAGAGUCACGCGCACCUGGUGCCUGAGGCGGUGACGCUGGUGGAGACGCCGUGCAAGACGUCGACGGUGGCGCUGCGCGUCAUCAACAACCGUCCGCCAGCCGGCCAGCAGCGCCAGGACUUCGCCGUCUGCGUGAAGGGCCUGUCGUUCCCAGACCAGGACCUGUCCGUUCGUCUGGUGGAGUGGCUUGAGAUGCUGCGGCUGCUCGGCGCGCGGAAGGUGUUCCUCUAUGACCUUGAGGUGCACCCCAACAUCUCCAAGGUGCUGCGACACUACCAGCAGGAAGGCCUGGUGGAGGUGACGCCUCUGACGCUGGCCGGCGAGCAGCCCAAUAUGUCACCGCUGCAGCGGCUCUACCUGCGCAAGAAGGUUACCAACAAGCGCCAGAGCGAGCUGGUGCCCUACAACGACUGCUUCUACCGCAACCUCUACAUGUAUGAGUACGUGGUGCUGCUGGACACGGACGAGAUAAUCAUGCCGACCGCCUACGCCAGCUGGGCCGCCCUCAUGAAGGCCAUCGUGCCGCGCGCCAAUAUCGAGGCCAAGAAGAAAAAGAAGGAGAUCGCCUCCUACAACGCACGCAACGUCUACUUCUUCGACGUGCAGGACCACGAGCACACCUGGCAUCGCGACAUCCCGCGCUACAUGCACAUGCUGCAGCACGUGCGGCGCAGCCGCAACUACACCAAGCCGGGCCACUACAUCAAAUGCUUCCACCGCACAGACCGGGUGAUCGCGCUGCACAACCACUUCCCGCUGGCGUGUUUGGGCGGCUGUCUCUCCUACAGUAUCAACACCUCGGAGGCGCAGCUGCAGCACUACCGGGCGGACUGCGUGGGCUCGCUUAAGAAGACAUGUGAGAGCGAGUACAAGCGCAACGCCGUGCUCGACACAUCCAUCUGGCGCUACAAGGAGGAGCUGACAGCGCGCGCCACGCGCACCCUGGUCACUCUGGGCUUCCUGCCGCCGGAAGGCGGCAGGCUGGCCGAGUACUACCAGACGGGCCGCUCCGGCCAGGCGGCCGGCCGCGUCGAGCCGCUACUCGGCUCAGGUCGGCCGGCCGGGGCCGAGCGGCCGGAGCCCGGGGUGCGGUAGGAGCGCGCGGCCGCUAGUCAGCCCCUAACUCUCAACCAGCUGUGAUGUGGUGGUGGCGCGGCCGGGGACACGCGCCGUGGACACGGCCAGAGGGCCCACGUGCCGCGCGGCCAAACGUAACGACGACGUGUGCUCAGUAUUUGGGGUAGCGAGUAAGGUGAACCACGACCCUGACUCUGAUAUUCGGUUGACGGUUUAGAGCCCUGCCAUGUACAUUUGUGAAACGCUCCUCCCCGCCUCUGCGAGCUUGGCGGACGUGCCACUGGCUCCACAAGACGCCCCAGCCGACACCGACAGGCUCCAAGCUGUGGUCAGCUCCUCCCAUCCGUACCAGACGCGGCGCCUCGGUGCCUCUGUGUGUUCAAACUCAUCGACGUGCGUGCGCUCCGAUCGCCGCCGCCCCCGAGUGUGCGCGCGUCCUUGUGUGCAGAGGCGGCCGCCGGGUGGGGACUGGCUGGCGGUGUGUCGGCCGCGGUCCCCGGAGACCGGCUCCGUCGUGUCUGUCCGCGCGCCCGCCGAGCCAUCGGUGCCGAGCCGGUGCCGUGCGCCGUGCCAGGCACGGCGACUCUUGUUACGUACCGUCGACCGCGAUGCCCCGCCGGAUUCAUCAUUCAUGGGGCUGCCGGCGGCGUGCGGCUCAGCGAUGUGAUCGUGGGCGCCGGGUGGGCGGUCCCGGGCCUGCGAUCCGGGGUCCGCGGUCCCAGGAACCAGGGUCUGAGGUCCGUGGGACCGGGGCCUCCGAUCCGUGGGACCAGGCUCUGCGGCCCAGACUCCGCUGUCGAAUGUUUGGGGCCCGGGUCCCGGACUCUGGGCCCGCGAUAAAUGGCCCGGGAUCAGUAGACCAAGACGAUGGAGUGUCGCUACUGGGCUGGCCGCCGAUCCCGACGGAUGCCUGCGCCGUCGCCUUGCUGGAGACUGUGGGAAGGGAGGGGAGGGGUGGGAGUGAGGGCAUGUUGUGAUCACUUUUCCGGGCACUGUUAUUCCUGCCUGUCUUGUGCCGGCGACACGACUGGAGGGGCGCCAGCCGUGGGUCACCCGGCCGCGCUGUGCUGCCGGUCGGCCACGGCCGCCAGCCCGAGUCGCACGUCCCUCAAUCGUCACGGUGGCACACACUGGCUGAUUGCAUGGCCGAUGACCGUGUAAUAAUACCAGGCUUUCAGUUUAUUGUCUCGUGUUUAGCCAACGCCAAACAUAUCACGUCUGGGCACGGGGCGUGGCACUACCGACCCGAGCAUUAUCGUCGUGUGGAUGUUUCCGCCCGACUAUGGCGACAGUUGUGAUACAGUGAUUAGACGCGGCCGAGCUGUAGCACGGCGCGUCUCAGAAACUUGGAGGCCUGAAAUGACGUCAUCGCCGACUACGGCCGGAGGCGCUUCUGUGUAUACAUGACCUGGGUUUGGAAUUAUGCACGGCGUUUGCGCCGUGGUAAUGUAUCGCGACAAUGUCACCGUAAGUGGUGGACGUUUUCAAGGAAGUUUACCAUGCUCUAGAUUUGAAAUGUUCUAAAGCAGUUUAGAAUAUCCUACAGGCAUGUGUGAACUCUGCAAAUGGUUUUGCACUUCAAGAAACAAUUACAUGAUAUCUUCUCUGAUCGCAGCGGCGUUUGUAUCUUGAAUUGAUUAAGAGACAGCUGUAAUUCAUGAAUGUAUAGCUCGGAUUGAUGUGAGCUGUUUUUGUUGCAUUUCAUUGAGCAUUUGUCCGGGGAAAACUCCUUUUACCUGACUGUAUGGAUUCGCAGUGUCAUCUUGUGAUCGUUUUGAUUUAUGGGUGGUCUUACCUGGCCGUGAAUGAUGCUUCAAUAAAUGUAUGUCAUGCGAAUACG
This is a messenger RNA of Pollicipes pollicipes, 3744 nucleotides long. RefSeq lists its product as uncharacterized. Gene Ontology annotation, molecular function: glycosyltransferase activity. Lineage: Eukaryota; Metazoa; Arthropoda; Thecostraca; Pollicipedomorpha; Pollicipedidae. The record is from RefSeq and is a predicted model, not a curated record. Gene Ontology annotation, cellular component: cytoplasm. The transcript is spliced from 3 exons. The coding region runs from base 165 to 1922 and encodes 585 amino acids.